Molecule: messenger RNA, 5570 nt
Organism: Electrophorus electricus (electric eel)
Lineage: Eukaryota; Metazoa; Chordata; Actinopteri; Gymnotiformes; Gymnotidae
Gene: grm5a
Product: glutamate receptor, metabotropic 5a
Biological process (GO): G protein-coupled receptor signaling pathway
Cellular component (GO): membrane
Molecular function (GO): G protein-coupled receptor activity
Source: RefSeq, a predicted model, not a curated record
AAAGUGCCGCGGGUCAUUUCUUUUACUCCUUUCGGCGCGAAUAUAUCUGUACCGCAUAAAAGCACAUUGGUGGUUUGGGCAAAAUGCCAUGUGACGAACGAGAACUGACACUUCGGCAAUUAAGUGCGCGCUCCUCGUGAGCGACCAUACACCCAGAGAAAGCCAGCUUGCUAGGACACAGGCAGUAGCGCGAAGUAAGGUGAGAACGAUGCCCUGAGUCCUUCACCUGCCUUUGGCACCAGGAAAUCUGAAAGAGAUGGGGAUAUUUCUUGUCUCUUUUCUCUUUGCACUGCUUGUGCUGGACAGCAGGCCCAUGAGGCCAGGCACACUGGCUCAUGCCCAGUCCAAUGAGCGGCGUGUCCUGGCCCACAUCCCUGGCGACAUUAUCAUCGGGGCACUGUUCUCGGUGCACCACCAGCCGCCGGCAGACAAGGUUCACGAGCGCAAGUGUGGUGCUGUGCGCGAGCAGUAUGGCAUCCAGCGCGUGGAGGCCAUGAUGCACACGCUGGACCGCAUCAACGCCGACCCGGCCAUCCUGCCCAACAUCACGCUGGGCUGCGAGAUUCGCGACUCCUGCUGGCACUCAGCUGUGGCCCUGGAGCAGAGCAUUGAGUUCAUCCGGGACACCCUUGUCUCCGCUGAGGAAGAGGAGGGCAUGUCUAAGUGCUCUGCUGAGGGUGGAGGGGUGUCUGUGAGAGGGAAGAAACCCAUCGUUGGCCUAAUUGGACCUGGCUCCAGCUCCGUGGCCAUCCAGGUGCAGAACCUUCUCCAGCUCUUCAACAUUCCUCAGAUCGCCUACUCAGCCACCAGCAUGGACCUCAGUGAUAAGUCACUGUAUAAGUACUUCAUGAGGGUUGUGCCUUCAGAUGCUCAGCAGGCCAGAGCGAUGGUGGACAUUGUCAAAAGAUAUAACUGGACCUACGUCUCAGCCAUACACACCGAGGGAAACUAUGGCGAGAGCGGAAUGGAGGCCUUUAAAGACAUGGCGGCCAAGGAGGGCAUCUGCAUUGCACACUCAGAUAAGAUAUACAGCAACGCCGGGCAACAGAGUUUCGAUCGGCUGCUGGAGAAACUGCGCAGCCAUCUGCCCAAAGCACGUGUAGUGGCAUGCUUCUGUGAGGGCAUGACCGUACGUGGCAUCCUCAUGGCCAUGAGACGGCGCCACCUGGUGGGCAAGUUCCUUUUGGUUGGCAGCGAUGGCUGGGCUGACCGCUACGAUGUGACUGACGGCUACCAGAAGGAGGCGGCCGGUGGCAUCACCAUAAAGCUGCAGUCAGCAUACGUCACCUGGUUUGAUGACUACUACCUGAACCUGCAGCCAGACACCAACCAGCGCAACCCCUGGUUCCCUGAGUUCUGGCAGCACCGUUUCCAGUGUCGGCUCAGGGGCCACCCCCAGGAGAACAUCAAGUACAACCGCACGUGCACCAAAAAGGAGUCCCUCCGACUGCACUAUGCUCAGGACACUAAAAUGGGCUUUGUCAUCAAUGCCAUCUACAGCAUGGCCUACGGCCUGCAUGCCAUGCAGAAAGCUCUCUGUCCAGGAUACCUGGGUCUGUGUGAUGCCAUGAGACCCAUCGAUGGACGAAAGCUUCUGGAAUUCCUCAUGAGGACCAAUUUCACUGGAGUUUCAGGAGAGGUGGUGCUCUUUGAUGAGAAUGGCGAUUCCCCCGGCAGAUAUGAGAUCAUGAACUUCAAGCAGAUGAGUGAGGAAGACUACAGCUAUAUACACGUAGGCAGCUGGGACAGCAGAGGGCUGAGGAUGGAUGAUGAUGAGAUCUGGUCCAACAGCAGUGCCAUCAUCCGCUCUGUCUGCAGUGAUCCCUGUGAAAAAGCUCAGAUUAAGGUGAUCCGGAAAGGUGAGGUUAGCUGCUGCUGGACAUGCACUCCCUGCAAAGAGAAUGAGUAUGUGUUUGAUGAGUACACCUGCCGAGCCUGUGAGCUAGGAUCCUGGCCAACAGACGACCUCAAAGGGUGUGAGCCCAUCCCAGUGCAGUAUCUGCAGUGGGGAGACCCAGAGCCCAUUGCCGCGGUGGCCUUCGCUUGCCUUGGCCUCCUGACCACCAUCUUUGUGACACUGGUCUUCAUCAGAUUCCAUGAUACACCUGUGGUGAAGUCCUCCAGUAGAGAACUUUGCUUCAUCAUCCUGGCAGGAAUCUGCAUAGGCUACCUCUGCACAUUCUGUCUCAUUGCCAAGCCCCAUCUGGUGUAUUGCUACCUACAGAGGCUGGGCAUUGGGCUCUCCCCUGCCAUGAGCUACUCCGCACUGGUCACCAAGACCAACCGCAUCGCCCGCAUCCUGGCUGGCAGCAAGAAAAAGAUCUGUACCAAGAAGCCGCGCUUCAUGAGCGCCUGCGCUCAGCUGGUCAUUGCCUUCAUCCUCAUCCUCCUCCAGCUGGGCAUCAUUGUAGCACUUUUCAUCAUGGAGCCACCGCAGGUGAUCUAUGACUACCCGUCCAUCCGUGAGGUGCACCUCAUCUGCAACACCACCACGCUGGGGGUGGUGGCACCGCUGGGCUACAACGGCCUACUCAUCCUCAGCUGCACCUUCUACGCCUUCAAGACGCGCAACGUGCCGGCCAACUUCAAUGAGGCCAAGUACAUUGCCUUCACCAUGUACACCACCUGCAUCAUCUGGCUAGCCUUCGUGCCCAUCUACUUCGGCUCCAACUACAAGAUCAUCACCAUGUGCUUCUCGGUGAGCCUCAGUGCCACAGUGGCACUGGGCUGCAUGUUUGCGCCCAAGGUCUACAUCAUGCUGGCCAAGCCAGAGCGCAACGUCCGCAGCGCAUUCACCACCUCCACCGUGGUAAGGAUGCACGUGGGCGACGGCAAGUCCGCUUCGGCUGCCAGCCGCUCCAGCAGCCUGGCCAACCUGUGGAGACGCCGCGGCUCCGGGGCCGACAACGUCAGCUCUAAUGGCAAAACGGUCACCUGGGCACAAAACGAGCGAGGCUACCGGCCUAACCUGUGGAAGCGUAUCUCCAUUCACAUUAAGAAGAAAGAGGAGACUAACCAAACGGCCAUCAUCAAGCCCUUCUCCAAGGGCUGCGAUGUGCCUCCAAACUCGGGGGUGAAGGUCACCUAUGAAAGGCCUCAGAGUGGCCAGCGCUACCCUGUGACAUACCGCCCACGCACGCCCUCACCCCUGCCCACCGUUUGCCAGCGGGGCUCUGUGCAGCACUGCUGUGAGGGAGAGGAGGUCGUGAGGGAGCGUCCGCCACCACCGGUGGUAGCGCUCCCUUCAUACCUGACGGAGCACUCUGUGCGUGGCACCCCUCCGCAGACCUCCAUCAUGGACCAGAUCAGCAGCGUGGUGAACCGCUUCACGGCCAACAUCAGCGAGCUAAACAGUAUGAUGCUGCCGGCUGGCUCGGCUCCACCCCCGGCCACAUCCACACAUGCCACUGGACCCCGGGCGCUGCUCCAACGUGAGAGUGCACGACCCUCAACGACGGUGACCACCUAUGCAGAGGUGGUGGCUACAGCUAACGCCACCCCUCGCUCGGCGGUGGGCAUCACGGGGGGUGUGGUCACAGGCGGGAGCAGCAGGGCAUCCCCGGCUAGCCUCUCUGGCAGCACCUAUGACUCCUUGUCUGUGGUCAGGACUGCCGAACUGGAGGAGCUGGCUGUCCUAACGCCCCCGUCCCCAUUCAGGGAUUCUUCGGUGGGCUCAGCCAGCAACUCCCCCACUUCUCCAGGCUCGGAGCUGGCCCUGUGUGAGUCCCACUCUCCAAAGUAUGACCGGCUGAUGCUUCGUAACUACAGCCAAAGCUCCUCUUCGCUAUAAACAGCCUUGAUUUCCAGGCAAUUGAGUCCCAUUCAACCAAACUGGCUUCGGCUCUACCCUUAAAGGGAAGGUAUGAGGGCAUUUCAAACACUAGUCUGAAAUUUCUUCCCACUUUGCACUGUUAUACUUUACAAGUUGGAUUGGUACAUCAUUGUGUGCAUCGCAAUCAAGACCAUACUAAGAGAUGGUUCAGGGAUGAAAGAGAGAGCACUGCAUGAAACUGGUUAAAGGCUGUUUAAGUGGCCAAAGAACUGCUUUAGGUUUGAACUGCGAAUAGAAGUGAGUGCAGCCUCCUCAGAACAAAGCACUCAUAAGACUGAGCAUGUGGUGCUUUCUGUCCUCGUUCAAUUCAACGCUGAGGAGAGAUUAUACAAGCUUUUGCAAGAUUUACUUAGUGAAAGGAUUCAAAAUGUUCAUGAGUUCUUGAAUGAAUUGUCCCAGAGCAAAGUGACAAAGCUCAUGGGCUUUUAGCUGAUGGACACCUCUGCAUGAAGCACAUGGACAAUAAUAGUGGUAAGAGGCAACUGGGAGCGCUCUGUGGACCUCUGUGUGCUUGACGAUCAGCCAGUGAUCACAUUCCAAAAAAAUUAGCUCUGUAAGAUAUGACCACAGUUGAUGUGAUGUAAUAGGGCAUUGUUAUAUUUGUUAUUUGUGUGUAAAGCUACACACUUGCACAGCUGUCUACACACCACAAUGGCAAAUACACAUAAGUAGGAAGUUUUAGGAUAACAUAAUAGCGGACUAACAUUCCUCUCACUGGGAAUUAAUCUGUUGUUUUAGAAGUGUUUAUUUGACUUUUAUUUUGUUAUUUUGAUAGUGACAAUGUUUUAUUACAAACCCUAUAAAAUAUUAGUUUCUUAUUUAAACUAUAAAUUGAAAUGCACUUACUGAACAAAUAAAUAAAGAGAUUCUCACAUUUUAAUGUAAAUCACAGGAGCUAAAAGCUAGUUAGAAACUAUUCAUGUUUCCCAAUUUUAAACAUUUAAUUGCCCCUUUGCUAUUUUGACAAAGAACGUGUCUUGGUAAAAUUAGACUAAAUUUGACUAAAUAUAACAUAUACAUUGAGAUUUUGUAAACUGAGAUACCCCCGUUUAUUUCAACUGCUGUCAUAUUUGAAAAUCUUUGCUCAGAUUUCAUAGUGUUUUGUUCAAGACGACAUAUGAAGAUGGUAGAAUUUGUGAACACGUUUCACCUCGGUAGAGAGAGAAGUAAGACAUUAUGGGCCAAAUUCAUAAAACCAGAUUUACGGUAAUACAUUUCUAAAUGUUCUAAAUGCGGCUUGCCGGUAUAUUUUACCGUUUGCGUGAUAUGCGGUUCUACCGCAUUUUGUCCUCAUUUGCAUAUAGAAAAAAAAAAACCUUGAACAUGUCCGACGAUAAACGUACCGGUAAAUCGCUGAUGUGGAUUGGAUUAUUUUUCCUCUAACAAUAUUUGGUCACAUAUGCAAGUUAUUAACAGAAUUCUGCACCUGAACCGAUUUAGUUAACUGACUAAUGUAUUUAAAAGGUACAUUUUGGUCUGUGCAACUACAAUAGGAGUCUUGUAUACGAAGCUGACUUGUUUGAGUAGAAUCUCAGAAUUCCACGAACUUUUGCAACAAGAAAUGCAAAUUUGGGUGUUAGAGAGGAAGAAACUAUAAAAAGAUACAGAUUGGUACAAUUUUACUGCUCUGCCAUGAUUUAGAAGACGCACUGAAGUCAUGAACUCAGCACAAACAGGUCAUUUCUAGGAUGUGUAAACAUCCAGGGCUAGUCAGGAGCUCCACAGGUAUCCUCCCACA